AUGGGUUCCCAGCGUGUGCCUAUAUACAUCUUCGAGCGAACCUUCCUUGUUUACUUCUGCGUGGGGCUUUGGCUGGCCUGCCUUGGGCAGACCCCGAUUCAGAUGUCAUCCUCUGUACUUGACGUGCUGGUGUUGUCAGAGGAUGAAGGUUUGGCCCAGCCGCACGUUGCACCCUCGCCUUCCCGCCCUUUCCAGCAACUUGCUGAUGUUGCAGAGCUGAGCGAAGGGGAGAAUGAGAAGCAGGCCAUCAUCUCUGCCAGGAAACGAAAACGGGGCGAGGAACUUGUGCAGCUACACUUGCGAUUGCGGAAAUUGCAGAAGUCUGAUAGCAACCGGGAGGUCAUGAAACUCAUGAAGCAGAGCACGACGGAGAAUGAGAAGCGGGGUGGCAGUGGACGUCCAAUCUACCACUUGGUAGGAAAGCCAAUCUGCGCGCGAGGCUUUCAGAAGUUGCUGGGAUUGGGAAGCGGACGUUUUGAUGGACUUAAGAAAGCAUUGAAAAACGGCUGGGAGGCUCCAUGGGAUGGACGCUUCGUGCAACGCACCCGCUUGAACCUGAUUUCCAAGAAGCAUGCCAGCAAGCGUGCCUCAGUGGUCGAAUUCUUGGAGGAACUCUUGCAAACCGUUUCAGAGCCAAUGCCUGAAGCAUGGAAGAAGCAGGUGGAUGUGCCGAAGGAGAUGCGGCUGCGCAAGCCCAAGGGCCGUAAACCCAUGAGGCGUGCGCAGCAGGCACAACUCAAGGCGUAUGGAGAUCACCUGAAACUACAGUACAGUGACCGCUGCAUUUAUUGGUCUAAUCGCUCCCUCUCCCGCCUGAAAAACCUGCUCCCGGCAGGGUACUACACGGUAUGCAUUAUCAUGGAUGGUGUUGAUCACAGUAAGUUCCGGUAUCCGCGCAGCCGGUGUCUAUCUGCCAAAGAAUUUGCCACUCUGGCACGACCAGCUCUUGAUGUACACGGCAUCAUUGCCCACGGGUAUGGAGUUUUCCUGGCAUUAUCUGAACCCAUGACGCCGAAGGACUCGAGCUGGUGCGCAGAGUUGUUGUUCCACACCCUGCAUAGGCUAUCCUGCGCGGGCGUGGAUUUGCGGGGCUUUGAAAUCAAUUGUCAAGCCGACAAUACAAGUCGGGAAUGCAAGAAUUCCACGUUAAUGCGUACAGCGGCCGUACUUUGCGCGGGACACAAGAUCAAGCGUUUUCAAUGGCAAUUUUUGAUGACAGGUCAUAGUCACGAGGACAUUGACCAAUUCUUUUCCAUCUUAUGUUCUUGGAUAGAAUCACACAGUGAAGUUCACACGCCGGACCAAUUCUUGAAUCUUCUCAACAUCCUGCUUCAAGAUCCCGGGACACGACCCAACGAGACCGAGAAGGAAGCCUUCAUUGUACACAGGGCUUGGACCAUGAAGAUGUGGAUUGCCGUUUCUGGCGAAGAGUUGGCAUCUAUCCUCCUCACCCAAGUGAUGUGGACCAAGCAGUUUAUGUCAGACGGCAGCUUUGGGCCUCCGAUGCUUUAUCUCCCGUACUAUGCCUACUGUGCGAUGGCCGACUCAAGUGCAAUGCCGGAGGGCCAGAAGCUUAGUGCUGCAAGUCUGUGCGCGUGUUCUAAGCCUGAGUCCGAGCCGCUGUAUCUGUGA
Messenger RNA from Symbiodinium pilosum, 1632 nucleotides. NCBI's taxonomy places the organism in Eukaryota, Dinophyceae, Suessiales, Symbiodiniaceae. The record is from the annotation of a GenBank genome assembly.